AUGAAGUUCGCCGCCCUCCUCCUCGCAGCAGCAGCAACCCUCACAACCGCCACCUACAUCGACGGCCUCGGCGGCUUCGAAUACUGCAAAGACGAUAACAACUACCGCAUCACCCUCGACACCGUCAACCUCUGUCCCACGACUCUGACCCGCGGGGAACCCUUCUCCCUCCACGUCAACGGCACCAGCGCCACCUCUCUCUCCUCCUCCACAACCCUCGAAAUGAAAUUCAAAAAGGGCAUCCACAAGAAGUCCUUGGAUCCCGCGCCGGUGUGCGACUCGAAGAAAAUGAGUUGUCCGACGCAGGAAGUCGAUGUACGCGCGGAUGCGGUGGUUCCGGAGAAGAUACAUCACGGCGAGUGGAAGUUUACGGUGAAGAUUCGGGAUGGGAAGAAGGAAUUGGCGUGCUUCAAGACGAAGGUUAGGGUUGAGAAGCCGUAG
This is a messenger RNA of Zasmidium cellare ATCC 36951, 441 nucleotides long. RefSeq lists its product as uncharacterized. The transcript is spliced from 2 exons. Gene Ontology annotation, biological process: sterol transport. The record is from RefSeq and is a predicted model, not a curated record. Gene Ontology annotation, molecular function: sterol binding. Lineage: Eukaryota; Fungi; Ascomycota; Dothideomycetes; Mycosphaerellales; Mycosphaerellaceae. Bases 1 to 441 code for a protein of 146 amino acids.